CUAAGCCACUCUAAAAUUAUCAACACAUGAAUUCUUUGAGUAAAUACAAAAAUUGUUUACUAUUUAGUCCCAGCUCCCUCUCUGCAACUGAGUUAAAGAACUGAAUUAUGCCUUAUGAGCACAUGCAAACUGCAAUGGAGAUGUUAAUCGUGCUUCAUUUUGAUGUUCAGUUUCUCUUUCUCACUUUACUCGGUAAAGUCCUACAUCGUGUAGUGUUUCAUUAUUUUGGCAGAAUAUAUAUCAAAGCGAGCAAAGAAGGCUCGUCCCUUUGGGGACAUCCGAUAAAAUUGGAACGAUACAGAGAAGAUUAGCAUGGCCCCUGCGCAAGGAUGACACGCACAAAUCGAGAAAUGGUUCAAAUUUUUUUCCUCCCCUUCCCUUCCAAUUCGGAAACCCAUUCUCAUGUGGAUUUGGAAAUUGAUUUGGAAAUUAAGUCAUUAGGGUUAUUUUAUUUUUGCACCUUCAAACGCGAAUGGAUCACCAACAGUUAAACCCUGGCGGAGGGAAACCGGUGGCUGCAGCGGCGCCGCCGCUUCACAAAAGUCACGCCGACGACGAUGAUGAGAACGUUAAGCAGCUCGACGAGUGUUAUGCUGUCUACUUUUUAAUGCAGGUGAAAAUUCUUGUGUUACUCUCAGCUUCCCUAAACCCUUCGAUCUUUGAAUUGGAAUCGAUCGCACUCGUUCGAGUUGUUUUUUGUUUAUUAUAUUUCAGGAUUGCGUUGUUCGAACAAACAGGAAUUGGAAAGAAUGCCAGCCAGAAGUUCAAGCUCUAAAGGAAUGUUUUGAGAAGAAGAAGAAGAUAAACAAAGGCAAGAGAAUUUUUAGCUGGCAAUAAUGAAGGUCAUUUAUGUAAUGUACUUCCUUUUUCUACUCUUCAUGGCACCACUUUGAUGUUGUUUAGACACUGGUGCACACGGGAAAAGAAUUGAAUUUGUUUGUAAGAAUGAUUCAAUAUUUCAAUUGAAACUGGUUGAGAUUGAACUUGUGGAAAUGGGACUCCAUAUGAGAUCCCUUUAUAAAGGUUGAUUCUAAUUUGAAUAUAACAGAAAGAUGAUUAAGAAGAAACCAUUUUGGCAUUAUUGAUUUAGAUUUAGUGCUUAGGAUUAUGCUUUUAUUCUGGUUGCUCUGCUGUUCUUAGGUGAUUUGAUAUAAUUGUUACUAUGUUUUGAAGAAAUUGUUGAGGGGCCAAACACAAGGGAACCGUGUUGAUAUUUUGUAUUCAUCAUAAAUUUGCAUCUAAAAGUGGAGUGUUUAUAAGACACCAUUGAAGAUCAGAGGUAAAAUAAAGUAGUUUAGGUGUAGGUGUCAAAGUUGAAGGCCACAUAAACAUUAAACAAUAAGAUCUUAAAGUAAUGGAAUAGGCACCAAUAUGGGGUGGGUGCAAGGUUUAGAUGAUUAAGAAACAUUGUCUUUCAAUCAAGUCCUGUUCCACACCAAGAAAAAAACUAUUGUAUCGGCACACCACCAAACAAAAGAAAUUGAUCGACUAUCCUUUCUUUGCAGUGUCUUGCAGAAAUCCAUAUUUAUGCUACAAACAGAAAGGGAUAUAAAUAGAUUUUGCCAAGAAAGAGAAAGGGAUUUUAUUAGUGCCUCAAUUUUCAACACAGGCCAUAAUGGUUAAGCAGUAGAAUUAGAUGGAAUAAACUUAACGGAAACACUAUUAACACAAUGGCGUUCAUCAGUGGGUGUCUUGAACCCCUCUCCUUUGAAAACAUGACCCAAAUGGCCACCACAUGCUGCACAAGUUAUCUCAGUCCUCCUCACAUCUGGGUCCGGCUGAAAGUGGUUUAUUCAAUCAAUGUUGGCAAAGGAAAAAAAAGAGAGAUGAAAAUCCAAAUAUUGAAUAA
Molecule: messenger RNA, 1849 nt
Organism: Arachis stenosperma
Lineage: Eukaryota; Viridiplantae; Streptophyta; Magnoliopsida; Fabales; Fabaceae
Exons: 2
Coding region: 473-775 (100 amino acids)
Source: RefSeq, a predicted model, not a curated record